Messenger RNA from Hibiscus syriacus, 1040 nucleotides. Its product is annotated as xyloglucan endotransglucosylase/hydrolase protein 2-like. Gene Ontology annotation, molecular function: hydrolase activity, hydrolyzing O-glycosyl compounds; xyloglucan:xyloglucosyl transferase activity. Lineage: Eukaryota; Viridiplantae; Streptophyta; Magnoliopsida; Malvales; Malvaceae. The coding region runs from base 1 to 876 and encodes 291 amino acids. Gene Ontology annotation, cellular component: cell wall; apoplast. Gene Ontology annotation, biological process: cell wall biogenesis; xyloglucan metabolic process. The transcript is spliced from 4 exons. The record is from RefSeq and is a predicted model, not a curated record.
AUGCAGUAUUACAUUUCCAUGCUAGCUUUGCUCUCAAUAGUUUUCCAUCUCAGCUUCUUCUUCAUUACAGCUGAUAUUACUAGAUUCGAUGAAAACUAUGAAAUUACAUGGGGAAAUGAUCGUGUCUUGUCUUCAAAUCUAGGCACUCAAAUUCAGCUCUCAAUGGAUGCCUCCUCUGGAUCUGGGUUUAGGUCGAAGCUGAGUUAUGGUAUUGGGUUUUUUCAUUUGAGGAUAAAGCUACCGGAUAAAGAUUCUGCUGGAGUUGUCAUUGCUUAUUACCUAACAUCGAAAGGCAACAAGCAUGACGAGCUGGAUUUUGAGUUCUUGGGGAAUAAAGAAGGGAAGCCUAUUACCUUGCAAACCAAUGUAUUCGCCGAUGGUGUUGGGGAUAGAGAGCAAAGAGUUGUUCUCUGGUUUGAUCCCACUGCUGAUUUCCACAAUUAUCAAAUUCUUUGGAACCAACACCAAAUUGUAUUCUAUGUGGAUGACAUCCCAAUCAGGGUGUUCAAAAAUAACAAAGGCAUUGGCGUUGGGUACCCAUCACAAGUAAUGAGAAUAGAAGCAAGCUUGUGGGAUGGAGAUAGCUGGGCAACCGAUGGGGGCCGAACCAAGACUAAUUGGACCAUGGCUCCCUUCAAAGCUCAUUUCCAAGGCUUCCAUAUCAACGGUUGCCCCAAAUCCGAUCCCAGCUCAAACAAUAAUAGUAAUCAAGAAUGUUUUUCUCCAAAUUAUUGGUGGAAUUCACAGAAAUAUUGGACGUUGGACUCGAAACAGAAAGGACAAUUCGAAAACGUUAGAAGAAAAUACGUGAACUAUGACUAUUGUUCUGACAGGCACCGAUAUCCGGUGCCUCCUCCGGAAUGCCUUCAUCAAUAGCUAGACGACGACAAGGUUCGAAAUGAUCAGUUGAUGGGGUUAACUUGCAAGUUGCAGAAUAAGUGAAAAAUAGAGGCCUGAGGGCAUUAAUAAAAACACAUUAUUUGUCUGUAAGAUGGACAUAAAAUGUUCAAUAAAAAUGUGUGGUCAUUAAAUUCUUACCA